Molecule: messenger RNA, 1963 nt
Organism: Ictalurus punctatus (channel catfish)
Lineage: Eukaryota; Metazoa; Chordata; Actinopteri; Siluriformes; Ictaluridae
Gene: stmn2b
Product: stathmin 2b
Exons: 5
Coding region: 161-718 (185 amino acids)
Biological process (GO): microtubule depolymerization; regulation of microtubule polymerization or depolymerization; neuron projection development
Cellular component (GO): growth cone; neuron projection; cytoplasm
Molecular function (GO): tubulin binding
Source: RefSeq, a predicted model, not a curated record
AGCGCGCGGCCGUGCGUUAAUAGUUUCGAGCUGUCGGUCUCUUCUCUCCUCCGCCUCAGAGCGCCGUUCUGCUGACUCAGUGCCUUACAGAACAGUCCCGUUUCUCCACACCGUCCGGAACUACAGAUCCUCUCUACUAACAACAACGACAACCGCAGCCAUGGCAAAAACCGCAGUCGCUUACAAAGAGAAGAUGAAGGAGCUGUCCCUUGUCUCCCUCAUCUGCUCCUGCUUGUACCCAGAGGCCCGGAACAAGAUGAUGGGCGAGUUUGAAGACAUGAAAGUCAAACCCAUUAAUAAGCGAGCCUCUGGACAAGCCUUCGAAGUGAUCCUGAAACCACCAUCCCCUACAUCUGAGGGCUACAGCGUCACCUCUCCCCCCAAGAAGAGGGAUGUUUCUCUGGAAGACAUUCAGAAGAAGCUGGAGGCAGCUGAGGACCGAAGGAAAUCUCAGGAGGCUCAGGUGCUAAAGGCUCUGGCUGAGAAGCGUGAGCACGAGCGUGAUGUGCUGCUCAAGGCCAUGGAGGAAAACAGCAACUUCAGCAAGAUGGCAGAGGAGAAACUUACCAUGAAGAUGGAUCACAUCACCAAGAACCGCGAGGCUCUGCUCACAGCUAUGCUGGAGCGCCUACAGGAGAAGGAGAGACAUGCCCAGGUGGUACGCAGGAACAAGGAACUGCGGGAUGAGAUGAGCGGAGACGAAGAUCUCCAGUUCUAAUAUGCCCCCCCAUCACCCACCUGACCAAGUCCGAGACCCUCCCUCCCUAUUACCCAGUCCCACGUAGAGAAAGAGUCUCAUACACAUACACACACACACUCCACCCCGCGUCCCACUUCCUAACCUGAGGGAGAAGGACAAACCCCAGUCUGCACCAACAGCACAUGCCUAUCCCAUCUUCCCCUCGCAAAAAAAAAGUGAAAAAAUUAAUGAAACUACUGCUCCCUACUGCUCCCUAAACAAGAAUGUUUUUGCUCGAUUCAAAAUGAAACAAGUCAAAGUGGGUAUUGAUUUUUCUUUUUUUUGUAAAUACUUCCUUUUUUGUUUUAUAUAUAUGAGGCGACAAAAGUAUUGCAUUGUGCCAUUUUAUAGUUUUCUCUCUAUAUAUCAAUGGAUGUAUUCCUUUCUUCUCUCUGUAUCUCUCCAAUCUGCUGCAGUUUCUCUUGUAACAGGCUUUGGUGUUUGUGAAUUUGCUGGCUAGCUGAUAUUUAGCAGUUUCACCUCUUCAACCCCAAAUGGCCAUGUUUUUAUGUGUGUGUAUGUGGGUGUGAAGAACAUAUUUAGUCGCAUCACAUCGCACACAUAUUACUGAUUCUCAUGAGAGUUAGAUCACCACACACACUAUAUAUGGACACACACACACACACCAAUAUAUAAGUCAUACCAACAUUCAUACAUACAUACACACCAUGAAUAAAUGCACCUGGGAUUUAGCAAAGAUGACAUCCUGCUCAGGAGGAGCUUGCUAAAUCUUCAGUUACCAUACUUGAUUAUGUGAUGUGACAUCUGUGCCUCAUCGCCACUUCGGUGCCACCCAUGUACAGUCGAUCUCACAGUUUUCCAUUCUGUAGUGGUUCGUUUAUGGUUCUCUCAUUCUAAUCAAAGCAUGCCAGAGAGAAACUAAAGUUGUAGCCAUAGAGGCCUACCAGAGACUGCUGAAUGUCUGGAGGUAGCACAUCCUUACUGAUGGACACCAGAGGCACGAUGGAGAAUGAAGGUGACCUCACAUAUCAUCCAUAGCGAAGUAUGUGUGCCCGUGUGUAAGUGUGUGUAUGUGUCCAAAGAGACAUGGGUGGAACACAGGGAGUGUGUCAGUGCUCUUGUGUGAGCAGGGGAUUUAAGACAUCCCUGUGUCACAGACCUUCCUUCUGCAUCCUUUCUCCUGUUCAUGUGCUUUCUUCCCUUAACACAUGUAUCGAUGUGAGCAAGCUGUGGUGAAUAAAGGUUUGGGGUUCUGUGAAUGAC